Molecule: messenger RNA, 787 nt
Organism: Oryza brachyantha (malo sina)
Lineage: Eukaryota; Viridiplantae; Streptophyta; Magnoliopsida; Poales; Poaceae
Product: pectinesterase inhibitor 8-like
Exons: 1
Coding region: 43-588 (181 amino acids)
Molecular function (GO): enzyme inhibitor activity
Source: RefSeq, a predicted model, not a curated record
CCAACGACCCCAUCGAUCACCUCCAGUCGCUCGCCGAUCGAUAUGAUGCUCACGUCUUCCGCUGCUGGCCUCCUCGCCGCCGCCGUCCUCGCGCUGGGCAGCGUCGUCGUCGUCGUGGACGCGACCGUGGUGACGACGUGCAGGGCGGCGGCCGACAGGGACGGCCGCGUGGACUACGGCUUCUGCGUGGCGGAGCUGGGCAAGCACCACGACAGCCCCGGCGCGGACGCCUGGGGCCUCGCCAAGGUGGCCGCGCUCACCGGCGUCGUGGACGCCGACAACGCCGUGUACGACGUCAGGGACAUGCUGGCCAGGGCGGCGGCGGGGCGCGACGUCGCCGCGGCCCUCGGGCGGUGCAAGGAGCUGUACGGCGCGGCGGGGUUCGCGUUCGCCGAGGCGCACGACGACAUCAACGGCCGGGACUACGCCGCCGGGAAGGGCAAGGCCGCGGACGCCGCGUCCCUCGCGCGCCGGUGCGACGCCGCGUUCGCCAGGGACGCCGCCGUGCCGCCGGUGAUCGCCCAGCACAGCUCCUACGCCUCCAAGAUUGCGAUCAUCUGUACGGCAAUCACCAAUCUCAUCGAGUGAGUGAGAUCAAGAUAGACUACUACUGUUGUUUGUGUAAUUACGCGUCAUCAAGCUUGUAGAACCCAUAUCUGGAUAUCGUCAAUAAGAAAAGUGUGGUUAAUUAAUUAAUUUCCAUCAUUUUUAAUUUGUUCGAGAUUCUGUCACUUGAUUGAGGAAGUAACGGUGUACUCCAUGCAUGAGCUCAACUUUUGACCCUAUU